Boleophthalmus pectinirostris (great blue-spotted mudskipper) is the source of this 2744-nucleotide messenger RNA. It is a transcript of the gene klc3, whose product is annotated as kinesin light chain 3. The record is from RefSeq and is a predicted model, not a curated record. Bases 541 to 1824 code for a protein of 427 amino acids. Gene Ontology annotation, cellular component: kinesin complex; cytoplasm; membrane-bounded organelle. NCBI's taxonomy places the organism in Eukaryota, Metazoa, Chordata, Actinopteri, Gobiiformes, Gobiidae. The transcript has 14 exons. Gene Ontology annotation, biological process: axo-dendritic transport. Gene Ontology annotation, molecular function: kinesin binding.
AGCAGGAGAAGAGCCACAUGGUACAACAGUCUCUGGAGAGGAUCGAGCUGGGGCUGAGCGAGGCACAGAUGUUGUUGUCCUGAUGGAUUCAUGGAACCAGGACCUGCAAAAUGCACUGGGGCCAGGUCUGAGGUAAUGGCCGAAAGAAGAAGAUCGUGGAUACAAGUGGUUGAAAUGAGUUUCUUCUGCAAAGUGACUGGAUGCUCCCUUAGAGAUAGGGUGAGGAGCUCAGUCACACAGGAGGUGCGCUGAGCAGAGCCACUGCUCCUCCACAUGGAGAGAAGCAGCUGAGGGGAGGGCAUCUGUGUUGGAUGCCUCCUCGAUAUCUGCCUGGGGAGGUGUUUGCUCCACCGGUAGGUAGACCCAGGACACGCUGGAGAGACUAUGUAUGGGUUUGCCUGGGAAUGCCUUGGGAUCCCCCUGGAAGAGCUGGAGCUGUAGUGUGCAUGGAGAGGGAAGUCUGGGCCUCCCUGCUCAGACUACUGACCCCGCGACCCGGCCCCGGAUAAGCAGAAGAAAAUGGAUGGAUAAAACUAUAAAAUGGUGAUGGCUUUGUCGGCUCACUUGAAUUCUGUGGAGGCUGAGAAACAGAAGCUGAGAGCUCAGGUGCGGCGGCUGUGCCAGGAGAACCAGUGGCUGCGGGACGAGGUGGCAGGUGCACAGCAGAAGCUCCAGGAGCGAGAGCAGGAGGUGGUCAGUCUAGAGGAGCACAACCGCCACCUGCUCUUCAUGUCUUCCAUCCGCAAGUACGACCAGGACCAAGAGGAAGCGCUGGAGGAUAAAGGCAUGUGCUGCACAGGAGGGAGCCUGGAGGACCUGUUUCCUGAGGACCAGGAGCCUCAUGCCAUCCACAGGGGCCCCAGCAGUGCAGAGGUGGCAGCUCAGCAGGGGGGCUAUGAGAUCCCAGCCCGCCUGCGCACACUGCAUAACCUGGUGAUCCAGUACGCCUCUCAGGGACGCUACGAGGUGGCCGUGCCUCUCUGCAAGCAGGCGCUGGAGGACCUGGAGAAGUCUUCUGGACACAACCACCCGGACGUGGCCACCAUGUUGAACAUCCUGGCUUUGGUGUACAGGGACCAGAACAAAUACAAGGAAGCAGCCAACCUUCUGAACGACGCACUGGCGAUCCGAGAGAAGACCCUGGGACCGGACCACCCUGCGGUUGCAGCCACACUCAACAACCUGGCCGUGCUGUAUGGAAAACGUGGCAAAUACAGAGAAGCUGAGCCUCUGUGUAAGAGAGCUCUGGAGAUCCGUGAGAAGGUGCUGGGGGCAGAUCAUCCAGAUGUGGCCAAGCAGCUCAACAACCUGGCCCUGCUAUGUCAGAACCAGGGCAAGUACGCUGAGGUGGAACAGUACUACCAGCGCGCCCUCCACAUCUACCAGAGCCACAGGGACCCCAAUGACAGCAAUGUGGCCAAGACCAAGAACAACCUGGCCUCGUGUUACCUCAAACAGGGCAAAUACCGGCAGGCUGAGGCACUCUACAAAGAGAUCCUGAGCCACGCCCACGCCAAGGAGGGCUCCACUGUGGAAGGUGAGGCCCCCCCCUGCUGGUCCGGUGGUCCCGAAGGAAUGAGGCGCAGCGGCUCCUUCACCAAACUGCGUGAGUCCCUGAGACGCAGCAGUGAAAAACUGGUGCGCAAGCUAAAGGGUGGGGCCAAUAAAGAGCCACACCCCCACAGUGCUGGGAUGAAGAGGGCCAGGUCCCUGAAUGUGCUAAGUGUGGAGACGGGGGACCAGAAGCAGCGCUGGAGCACAGCAGACGGGAUGGGCUCCAAUACACAUGGGACCAGGCGCGGCUCCUACAGUGGGACCAACUAACCCUGGAUCCUAGGUCCAGUCCUACAGUGGGACCAACUAACCCUGGGUCCCAGGCCCCUGUACCUGGACUGAACUGUGAGUGUGGUACAGGCUUUACCAUGUUGUUUAACCUUCAUUUGGGUCUGAAGAAGUUUGGCCUCUAUGCACAGUAGCAGAGGAGAGCUGUGUCAGUGAUUCCACAUAUGACCACACCUUCUUGACCACAGCGCACCUGGUUUACAGAAUUUGUUUACCUGUAUUUACUUCCACAUCGCCUUUUCCCUGUGUAUUCUGGCUGGCUCCUUUACCUUUUAUGGUCACAAAGGGAUCACAGCCCCCCCAUGAUCUCGUGUAGACACAGAGCUGAUGAACAUUCCCUGGACAUCAGAUGUGAAAUCUGAUUUUAUCAGAUUAUUUAGGGAUUAUUUUAGGGAUCUUGUUUGCACUUGCACUGGACUGUUACAGUUUUUAAUUGUAUUUAUUCAUACUAGAAGGAGGCGGGUAAACCUCUGUUACAUUUGUGUGAAUAACUUCUAAAAAAAUGUACUUGAGUACUGUUACAAAACUUGUGGUUCCUAUUUCCACUGUAAGUCUACAAGUGACAAAAGCUUUAUGUUAACAAUAUUUUCAUAUUGUAUUAGUUUGUCUCAUUUUUGUGUCUGUCCUUUGAAAAUACCUGAUUGUGUGCAUUAUUUGAUGUUACAUUACAAUUUACUUGAGUAACAUUAUUUUUAAGUAAUACAAAUACUACUUAAUGUAGUACUUAAUGUAGUAUUUGUAUUCUUACACCAUAUUUUACACCUACCUGAGUAAUAUUUGAGUUGUUACUUUGAAAUCACAUUUCAUGUUUUUCCUGCUCCUUCAGAUAUGAUUUCAUGUAUCCAUGUAUCAUUCUGUCCAGAUUUUGUGCAUUUAAUUAUCCAAAUAUUUCUUUAUUCUUA